Molecule: messenger RNA, 1606 nt
Organism: Varanus komodoensis (Komodo dragon)
Lineage: Eukaryota; Metazoa; Chordata; Lepidosauria; Squamata; Varanidae
Gene: TRUB2
Product: TruB pseudouridine synthase family member 2
Exons: 8
Coding region: 21-1082 (353 amino acids)
Biological process (GO): RNA processing; pseudouridine synthesis
Molecular function (GO): pseudouridine synthase activity; RNA binding
Source: RefSeq, a predicted model, not a curated record
GGCGAGGGGCAGCAGCCAAGAUGGCGGCGCCCUUACGGGCCGCGGCCUCGAGAGGUACCACGCCGCCGCCGUCGCGCGCCAUGCGGGCGGCGCUGGCGUCCUUGCAGGGGAUCUUCGCCGUCUACAAGCCCCCGGACGUUCCCUGGAAGCUGCUGCGGGACACGGUGGAGACCCAGCUGCUGCGAGACUUGAACUCAUUAAAGUGGCCAGCGCCACGACAACACGUCCGCUUCUUGCCUGGCACGGUGGAAGGGAAGGAUGGGAAGGAGCUGACGAUUACGGUUUCCCAGGUCCCUGUACUAGCUGACCAUCCCCUAGUUUCUGGACCAAUAUUCACCAAUUUGAAAAUUGGAGCAGGUCAUCUUCUAGAUAAAAGGUCAUCUGGCGUGUUUUUGCUGGGGGCGGGUCAUGGCAACAAGCUCCUGACGGACUGGUACAACGCUCACCUCACCAGGGCCUAUACAGUUCGUGGCUUGUUUGGCAAAGCUACCGAUGACUUCUCAGACAGAGGCAAGCUGAUCGAGAAGACAACAUUUGAACACAUCACAAGGGAGCAGCUGGAACGCAUUCUGUCUGUUAUCCAGGGAUCCAACCAGAAGGCCUUACUGCAACAUGCUAACAUUGAUUUGAAAACUCAAGAGGCUUAUGAGCUGGCUGUGAAAGGAUUAAUCCGCCCCAUGGAGAAAAGUCCGCCCCUGAUCACAGCAGUGCGAUGCCUCCAGUUUGCACCACCAGAAUUCCAGCUGGAAAUUCACUGUUUGCACGAGACCCAACAGUAUCUGCGAAAAAUAGUUCACGAGAUCGGGUUGGAACUGAAGUCUUCUGCGGUGUGCACACAAGUGAGGAGGAUACGGGAUGGUGUUUUUGUGCUGGAUGAUGCCCUCUUGAGAACGGAGUGGGACCUGGACAACAUCCGGAAGGCGAUCCUGAAGUCCAAACGUAAAGUAGAGGCUGAGCUCCAGAACAGUCUGGCUCACCAAGAAGCCGGAAAUGACUGUGGGGGAAAGACUGUGCCUGGAACAACUGCUGGUGACACGGAGCGCAGCAGAGAGGAAGGUACCAUACAAUCUGGUACCUUUUAGAAAGUGGCCAAGCACAGGGGAGGAAGGUACCCUGGACUGAUUUGUUCCGUCUCGAGUGCUAACAUAGCUUUUCAAAAGCCGAUUUCACACUUGGGGAAUCCCCUUUCCUUUUUUUUUUUGUUUUUUUGGUCUUUUUUUUUUUGUUUUGUUUUUCAGGGAGAGUCAUAGACCCUGCUAAUUUCUAGGCAUCUUUGUUGUUAAAUCUUGACAUUUUAACUAAAUGUGUCUGUCAGCUUUAUAAAAGUGACAACCUGGUUGUUAUACAGGUAUGUUUCAAAACCCCAUCCCCUCUAUUCCUGUCAAAAUAUGCUGUUUGGAUUAUUCCUAGCACCAAGACAAAACUUCUGAAAUUCACCUUAUUUCAAGUUAGUAAUGUCAAGUCUAGAGGGUGGAUUUGUGGAAUGCUUGUGUCUCUGAGGGAGGGAGGCAGGAUAGGAAUGAGUUAAUUCUGAUAGUAUACAAAGCCACAAGAAUGUAACUCUGUGCUGGUGUGUUCUUUUAAUAAAUAAAUCAUGUGAACCAGA